This is a messenger RNA of Talpa occidentalis (Iberian mole), 2320 nucleotides long. It is a transcript of the gene HSPA1B, whose product is annotated as heat shock protein family A (Hsp70) member 1B. Gene Ontology annotation, cellular component: cytoplasm; vesicle; blood microparticle. Gene Ontology annotation, molecular function: ATP binding; misfolded protein binding; ubiquitin protein ligase binding. The transcript has a single exon. Lineage: Eukaryota; Metazoa; Chordata; Mammalia; Eulipotyphla; Talpidae. Gene Ontology annotation, biological process: protein refolding; cellular response to unfolded protein. The record is from RefSeq and is a predicted model, not a curated record. Bases 61 to 1986 code for a protein of 641 amino acids.
ACCCGCCCGCCGACCCGCUUGAGACCGAGCGCAGCGCAGCGCCGCCUGGCACGCACCGGCAUGGCUAAGGGCACGGCCAUCGGCAUCGACCUGGGCACCACCUACUCGUGCGUGGGGGUGUUCCAGCACGGCAAGGUGGAGAUCAUCGCCAACGACCAGGGCAACCGCACCACCCCCAGCUACGUGGCGUUCACCGACACGGAGCGGCUGAUCGGCGACGCGGCCAAGAGCCAGGUGGCGCUGAACCCGCAGAACACGGUGUUCGACGCCAAGCGGCUGAUCGGCCGCAAGUUCGGCGACGCGGUGGUGCAGGCGGACAUGAAGCACUGGCCUUUCCAGGUGAUCAGCGACGGCGGCAAGCCCAAGGUGCAGGUGAGCUACAAGGGCGAGACCAAGGCCUUCUUCCCCGAGGAGAUCUCGUCCAUGGUGCUGACCAAGAUGAAGGAGAUCGCCGAGGCGUACCUGGGCGGCCCGGUGACCAACGCGGUGAUCACCGUGCCCGCCUACUUCAACGACUCGCAGCGCCAGGCCACGAAGGACGCGGGGGUGAUCGCGGGGCUGAACGUGCUGCGCAUCAUCAACGAGCCCACGGCGGCCGCCAUCGCCUACGGGCUGGACCGCGGCGGCAGGGGCGAGCGCAACGUGCUCAUCUUCGACCUGGGCGGCGGCACCUUCGACGUGUCCAUCCUGACGAUCGACGACGGCAUCUUCGAGGUGAAGGCCACUGCCGGCGACACGCACCUGGGCGGGGAGGACUUCGACAACAGGCUGGUGAACCACUUCGUGGAGGAGUUCAAGAGGAAGCACAAGAAGGACAUCAGCCAGAACAAGCGCGCCGUGCGGCGCCUGCGCACCGCCUGCGAGCGGGCCAAGCGCACGCUGUCGUCCAGCACGCAGGCCAGCCUGGAGAUCGACUCGCUGUUCGAGGGCACCGACUUCUACACGUCCAUCACCAGGGCGCGCUUCGAGGAGCUGUGCUCGGACCUGUUCCGCGGCACGCUGGAGCCCGUGGAGAAGGCCCUGCGAGACGCCAAGCUGGACAAGUCCCAGAUCCACGAGCUGGUGCUGGUGGGUGGCUCCACGCGCAUCCCCAAGGUGCAGAAGCUGCUGCAGGACUUCUUCAACGGGCGCGAGCUCAACAAGAGCAUCAACCCCGACGAGGCGGUGGCCUACGGGGCGGCGGUGCAGGCGGCCAUCCUGAUGGGGGACAAGUCGGAGAAGGUGCAGGACCUGCUGCUGCUGGACGUGGCUCCGCUGUCGCUGGGGCUGGAGACGGCGGGGGGCGUGAUGACGGCGCUGAUCAAGCGCAACUCCACCAUCCCCACCAAGCAGACGCAGGUCUUCACCACCUACUCGGACAACCAGCCGGGGGUGCUGAUCCAGGUGUACGAGGGCGAGAGGGCCAUGACCCGGGACAACAACCUGCUGGGGCGCUUCGAGCUGAGCGGCAUCCCGCCGGCCCCCAGGGGCGUGCCCCAGAUCGAGGUGACCUUUGACAUCGACGCCAAUGGCAUCCUGCACGUCACGGCCACGGACAAGAGCACCGGCAAGGCCAACAAGAUCACCAUCACCAACGACAAGGGCCGCCUGAGCAAGGAGGACAUCGAGCGCAUGGUGCAGGAGGCCGAGAGGUACAAGGCGGAGGACGAGGUGCAGCGCGACAGGGUGGCUGCCAAGAACGCGCUCGAGUCCUACGCCUUCAACAUGAAGAGCGCCGUGGAGGACGAAGGGCUCAAGGGCAAGAUCAGCGAGGGUGACAAGAAGAAGGUGCUGGACAAGUGCCAGGAGGUGAUUUCCUGGCUGGACGCCAACACCCUGGCCGACAAGGAUGAGUUUGAGCACAAGAGGAAGGAGCUGGAGCAGGUGUGCAACCCCAUCAUCAGUGGCCUGUACCAGGGGGCGGGAGGCCCCAGGGCGGGUGGUUUUGGGGCUCAGGCUCCCAACGGGUCUUCUUCCUCUGGCCCCACCAUUGAAGAGGUGGAUUAGAGGCCGUCUCUUCCAUUGCCACAGAGGAGCCCAAGGACUUGGUAUAUUCGUAUAUUUUCCUACUGUUUAUCUUUUAGUUAAUCUAAAGUUUGGGUGUAACCUUACCAUUAACUUGGUUGUCUUUAUUAUUUCAGUGUUAUAUAAUCAGUGUGUUCAUUUGAAUUUCUGCAUUUAAUUGGGUUGGUACUGCUCUGGUCUUUCCUCUCUCUACCUCCCAAAUGACUCAAUACUGCCACCCUGUGUCCCAUUUUUUUCUUUGGCAACACACCAACAAUCCUGGAUUUUUUAAAAAAAUUAUUUGUAUAAUAAUGAAAACGAAAAAUAAAAUGUUAAA